Molecule: messenger RNA, 1940 nt
Organism: Lepisosteus oculatus (spotted gar)
Lineage: Eukaryota; Metazoa; Chordata; Actinopteri; Semionotiformes; Lepisosteidae
Gene: qtrt2
Product: queuine tRNA-ribosyltransferase accessory subunit 2
Molecular function (GO): tRNA-guanosine(34) queuine transglycosylase activity
Source: RefSeq, a predicted model, not a curated record
UGUGAAUAAAACGUGUGGCUUUUAAAUGAAUACCGGGGAGUUUGGGUUGAUUUGUGACUUUAAUACUCUGAAAGAAGAAACUCUCUUGUGUGCUGCAUGUUUUGCUCUGUUUUUAUCCACGAUUGCUUACUUUUAUUGAUCUGUCAUUGAAACAGUGGACAGUCACGCUGUUGUGUGUAUACUUCUUGGACCAGUGUAUUACUUCGAAUUUACAGGCUUUUGUGGCAUUUUAUUCAACACAUUUUUAGCAGACUUUUGACAGUAUUAGUCUGAAUGAUAAUAUCCUCCCUUAAGUAGAGAAAAGUACCAAGCAGUGCUAUUUUAUGAUAAUUUCGACUCCCUACAAAAAAGUAUAAUUGGUGUUUGGACUUUUUGGACCAGCGGGUUGCAGCAAAAAGGAAAGAGUGCCCUCGUGUAGUCGGCCUGCGUGAUGAAACUGGACGUCUCCCGAGUGGUGCAGGGCUGUCGCCUGGGGGUCCUGUCCCAGCUGGGCAGGAACGGAGACAGGAGUGUGGAGGUGCCCGGCUGCCUGCUGCCCACGCGCUGCGGAUCGGUCCCCCACCUGACCCACGACACCCUCCGCACGCUGGACUCCCUCCCCGACGCCACCCAGCUGACUCUCGCCAGCCUGGCAGAACACCAGGAAGUGUUGGAAGAGUUAAAAGAAGGAGCCAGGAAGUUCGCAGGCUUGCACGACACAGUGCUGUAUUGCUCUCUUCAUGACCCUGCUGCUCCCUGCCCUGCGGGUUAUGUAACCAACAAGACGGUGUCCGUGUGGGGUAGUGGGGGCCGGAUUGAGCUGACGCCCUCGCGGUUCAUGGCGCUGCAGGCUGCUGUGAAGCCGGACUGGUACCACAGCAUGGCGGACGGGGACACGCGGCAGCCGGGCACCUCCAGAAAGAGGGCGAGGAAGGCCGUGGACCGCAGCCUGGCCUUUCUGGACGAAUGCCUUCAGCUGCACCACAGGAGCGAGGAGUUGAGCAAAGCUGAGAUUCUGGGAGUUGUGGAAGGCGGAGACAUCCUUGAGGAGAGGGUCCGCUCAGCCAGGGAGACAGCCAAGAGGCCCGUGGCCGGCUUCGUUCUGGACGGGUUCCAGCCGUGCGCCAUGAGUGCAGGGGUCCGUCACGCGCUGCUCCUUGCGGUGACUGCCGAGCUCCCGGAUGACAAGCCGAGGCUGCUGCAGGGGGUGGGCCGCCCAGACGAGGUGCUGGACUGUGUCCGGGCUGGCGUUGACCUCUUCGAGGGCUUCUUCCCGUACGAGGUGACCGAGCGCGGCUGUGCCCUCAGCUUCAGCUACGACUUCCAGCCCGACCCGGAGAGAGAAGGUACUGCACGCCAGACAGUGCUGGAGAGAGAUGGCGCGCUGAAGACCGAGGAGGAGGCCGGCACGCGGGAAGGCGACGCUGAGGGGCGGGGACCGGGGUCGCCCUUCGAGAUGAACCUGAGAGACACCAGGUACCGGGAGGACCUGAACCCCGUGAGGCCAGGCUGCUCCUGCUACUGCUGCAGGAGUCACUCCCGCGCCUACGUCCACCACCUCCUGGUCACCAACGAGCUGCUGGCCGGCGUGCUCCUCAUGCUCCACAAUCUCCACCACUACAGCCGCUUCUUCCAGGCCCUGCGGGAGGCGCUGCAGGUGGGGCGGCUGGACUGCCUGCGACGGCAGGUGCUGCAGCCGUGCUCCAGCGCCCCCCAGGGGAGGGAGGAGGCAUGACGGCGGUUCUCUGUGCAGUUGCGUGCUGCAGGGGGCUACAGCUUGUGAUGGGAGACUGACGUCACGCCUGCCAUUCCGUCAAACGAACUCAAAAGGGCUGGAUGUUGGAAAAAAUGUUUGUAUUUUGGCCGUUGUCUUUUGAGACGCAUUCCUAUCCAGCUCUGGCAAUUUCUGUUGCUAUGCAAGUCGCCCUAGUAAAUAUGUAAUAAAUUACUAUUAAGAAUGA